Molecule: messenger RNA, 4838 nt
Organism: Manis pentadactyla (Chinese pangolin)
Lineage: Eukaryota; Metazoa; Chordata; Mammalia; Pholidota; Manidae
Gene: ARHGEF26
Product: Rho guanine nucleotide exchange factor 26
Exons: 15
Coding region: 178-2790 (870 amino acids)
Biological process (GO): activation of GTPase activity
Molecular function (GO): guanyl-nucleotide exchange factor activity; protein binding
Source: RefSeq, a predicted model, not a curated record
CCGGCGACUCUGUAGGCUGCAGAGCUCUCCAGAGCUCCCGCCGCGGCGGUUCGUUCGGUCCAGAACCCGGGCCACCCACGGGGCGGUGGGCGCUCCUCGGCCCUGGGCUCUGCGAAGCCCCGAAGGCAAGACUAACUAGGUGCUGUUCCACCCGGGGCUGACCCCCGAGGCUCCGCUAUGGAUGGCAAGAGCGAAGUGGAUUUUUCUAGCAACAGUUUAAACCCCUUGUGGCGGAGGCGGUCAACCCCUGAGCCCCAGCUGCUGGGCCGGAGCAAGCCGAGGCCCCAGUCCUACCAGAGCCCCAGCGGAUUGCUGAUCACGGAUUUCCCGGUGGAGGAUCAAGGGACGCUUCCCGCGGCGCAGACUCCCGCCCAGGUGCUCACCGCCUCCGACGGCAGGAGGGUCCAGGAGAGCCCCUUGCUUCUCUGCGCCCAUGGGAGGGCGGUGACCAAUGGGAGGACCGUCUCCCCGGAGUGCAGAGCUGUCUCUCCUCGGCCUCGACGGCCCAAGUCACCGCAGGCCCCCAAAGCGGCGUCAGGCGGCUCCCCGAAAUCCCCAGCGAAUGGCACAGUCAUCUCGCCUGCGCCACAGCCGCUGCGCCCCCCACGGACUCCUACCGCGCCCGCCCGCUGUAGCCCGGAGGGGGACCGGACCGGAUUGACCGCCAACCUCCUGCCUACGCCAGCUGCAAAUGGACUCACCCCUAAUACGGAUCCCGCAGGCUCCCGUUCGCACACCGGCCAGACGGCUAAGGACCUUGAGCGGAGUCCCUUGAGACUCUCUCCUGCGCCCCAGAAGAGGUCUUUGGAACAAAAACUCCCCCUCCAAAGGCUGCCCUCACAGGAAAGCGAGCUCCCCGAGAAUCCUUCAGUGGUUUUGAGCACAAACAGUCCCGCCGCCCUCAAAGUGGGGAAGCAGCAGAUCAUACCGAAGAGCCUGGCCUCGGAAAUUAGAAUAAGUAAAUCCAACAGUCAGAGUGUGGAGCCCCACAAGAGACUCCUCAAGGUGCGCAGCAUGGUGGAGGGCCUCGGAACCCCCCUGGGCCCCCCAGAGGACGACGGUGAGGCCGAGAACGACGUGGACAGCCCGGGGUCUCUGCGGAGAGGUUUACGGUCCACGUCCUAUCGCAGGGCGGUGGUCAGUGGCUUUGAAUUUGACAGUCCUACCACCUCAAAGAAGAAGAACAGGAUGUCUCAACCUGCUCUGAAAGCAGUGAUGGAAGACAAGGAGAAGUUUUCCAGCCUGGGAAGGAUAAAAAAAAAAAUGCUGAAAGGACAAGGAACAUUUGAUGGGGAAGAAAAUGCUGUUCUGUAUCAAAACUACAAAGAAAAGGCUCUUGACAUUGACUCUGAUGAAGAGUCAGAGCCUAAAGAACAGAAAUCAGACGAAAAAAUUGUGAUUCAUCAUAAGCCACUGAGAUCUACAUGGAGCCAGCUUUCUGCCGUGAAAAGAAAUGGAUUAUCGCAGACAGUUAGCCAGGAGGAAAGGAAGAGACAAGAGGCUAUCUUUGAGGUCAUAUCCUCUGAACAUUCAUAUUUACUCAGUUUGGAGAUCUUGAUACGAAUGUUUAAAAAUUCCAAAGAACUGAGCGAUACAAUGACCAAAACAGAGAGUCACCAUCUUUUCUCCAAUAUUACAGAUGUCUGCGAGGCAAGCAAAAAAUUCUUUACAGAGUUGGAAGCAAGACAUCAGAAUAAUAUAUUCAUAGAUGACAUAAGUGACAUUGUGGAGAAACAUACAACAUCUACAUUUGACCCAUAUGUGAAAUACUGCACAAAUGAAGUCUACCAACAACGAACACUACAAAAAUUGUUAGCCACCAAUCCAUCUUUUAAGGAAGUAUUGUCACGAAUUGAGUCCCACGAAGACUGUAGGAACUUACCCAUGAUCUCGUUCCUCAUUCUCCCCAUGCAGAGGGUGACUCGCCUGCCUCUGCUGAUGGAUACUAUCUGUCAAAAAACACCUAAGGACUCUCCAAAGUACGAAGUCUGCAAAAGGGCCUUAAAGGAAGUAAGCAAGUUGGUUCGACUGUGCAAUGAAGGAGCUCGGAAGAUGGAAAGGACCGAAAUGAUGUACACGAUUAACUCUCAGCUGGAAUUUAAAAUUAAGCCUUUUCCUCUAGUCUCCUCUUCCCGGUGGUUGGUAAAAAGAGGUGAGUUGACGGCCUAUGUCGAAGAUACUGUGCUUUUCUCAAAGAGGACAUCCAAACAGCCAGUCUACUUCUUUCUCUUUAAUGACGUGCUCAUUAUCACCAAGAAGAAGAGUGAAGAAAGUUACAACGUCAAUGACUAUUCUUUAAGAGAUCAGCUAUUGGUGGAAUCCUGUGAAAAUGAAGAGCUUAAUUCUUCUCCAGGGAAGAACAGUUCCACAAUGCUUUAUUCAAGACAGAGCUCUGCCAGUCACCUCUUUACUCUGACAGUCCUCAGCAACCAUGCGAAUGAGAAAGUAGAAAUGCUGCUAGGGGCUGAGACACAGAGCGAGCGAGCCCGCUGGAUAACUGCCCUGGGACACAGCAGCGGCAAGCAGCCUCCAGACCGAACCUCACUGACCCAGGUGGAGAUCAUUAGGUCAUUUACUGCCAAGCAGCCAGAUGAACUCUCCCUGCAGGUGGCAGACGUGGUCCUCAUUUACCAACGUGUCAACGAUGGCUGGUAUGAGGGGGAGCGACUGCGAGAUGGAGAAAGGGGAUGGUUUCCUAUGGAGUGUGCCAAGGAGAUAACAUGCCAAGCUACCAUUGAUAAGAAUGUGGAGAGGAUGGGACGUUUGCUAGGAUUGGAGACCAACGUGUAGCCUCUCCAAGGGCCAUUCAUUUCUGUGAGACUUGCACUACAUCGUGGUGAGCUGGUUGGUUCUGGGCUGGUUUUGUUGAUUUUACACAGCAUGCUAUAUGAAAAGAAUGAAAGCAUGCACUUGCCUUUAAGCUUGCCAAGCAGUUAUGCUCUCAGGAGAACAGCUACUGGAUACGGUUAGUCUGCCAAAGCUCAGUUUGUGCACAGCAAUCCACCUGCAAACCUCUAGGUACACAGAGAAGCCAAGCAGGCCACAUCAGGGAUCACACAACCUCAACUCUCCAUGUGUUGCCAUUUUCUGGCAUAAAACUAUAUAUAAGAUGUUGUACCCUGGUUUUCUCUGUCCUCACUCAACCAAGAAUGUUAUCUUUCCUUCAGUUUCUCCUAAGGUUCUCCCAGUAUUAGCAAGAUCUUAUGUGUUUAAGGAAUGCCCCGUUUUGUAAAUACUUCUCCUGCCUCUUGUACUUUAGAUCUGACUCUAAUGCUAUGUUGAUUUCAAAAGGAACUGGUAGAGUUUAAAAAGGUGAGCUGUUUUUAUAAACCUCUUCCCAGGAAAGGGAACUUGACACUUGAAUUUUUGCCCUCUUUCCUCAUUAGUAGAAAAGUAAGGAGCUUUUCUUAGAUUUUUUAAAAAAUCCAUCUCAUUCAAUGUUGGUCUCAGAUUAUAGCCUGACAACAUCUAAGUUACUCUAAUAACAUAGAAGUUAGAUAAUUCACAUAUGUGAAAAAAUACUGAAUAUAGGUCCUACUUUUUAAAAAAUAUUCCCUUAAACUGAUAAACUUAAAUGAAGCUGCUUUGCCUUCAAUGCAAGGUUUUUGACUGUUCCUACUGCCAUUUCCAAAUAGGAAAUGGCUGACAUACAAUCUCAAGGAAGGUGCAAUUAGGUCUUACAAGAUAUUAAGAUGGGCCAACAUGGCACCUAAUUGAAACAAUAUUUUGGCCUUAAUGGGGACCCAUUUUAUUUGCACUAAAGGCCUUCAUUGCUGGAUUUGGAGACUCUCUUUACUGCAGGUAUCUGCAGAACUUUAUUUCUUCCACUUGUGCAAGGAGAAAGAAAAAUCAUUGUAGUAGUAUGUUUUGUCAAGAGAGAAUCCCAAGGUCUGGAAGAUGGAGAGGCGAGAAGUGGUUUUGCCAGGCAGCUAUGUUCCCUUUCUACUCCAUUCUUUUCCACAAAGGGGUAAAACCUGGCCAAGCAUACAUGACACAAGGACUCAGAUCUAUCUAAGUGUGACAUGACUCAGCUACUGCCUGCCAACCAGUUACAUAAAUCGUGAGUAAAGUGAGCAAAGCAAAAAGCCUAGUAUGAGAACUAAGUGUGCUUGGCUCCCACACCCUGAGUCCUGCCACUCAUCAGGUAGACAGGGUGGGGCACCUACGGCCUUCUUGUCCCUGGAUUGCUCUCCUUUACCUAUGAAUACAUUUCUGUGUAUAAAAGACAUGCCAGGCCUCAAAUUCCUUGAGGGCUGGGCCAGUCUGUCAAUGAAGUAAUAGCAGUGGACCACAGCAAAAGAAGCGUUAGAGUAAAACAAGAAGUCUGUCUCCUCUUUAAUGUCACAGACUUUUUAGAGGAUAGGCUAACAAGUUGUAAUCUAAUCUAAUGUGAUGUUUGCAUUUAGGAAGGAAGGUAAAUUUGUUGCUUUUAAAGGGAUCAUUAUGUAUUAUUUUUGCUAAUACCCAGUUGAAGCUGAAAAGCAAUUAUACGAAUCCUGUGAAUUAAUUUAUAAGUAGAGAUGUUAAACAAUUUUGGAAAUAUGUUCAUCUUAUAACUCAAAGCCUUGUUUAGCAAACCAGUUAAUACUGCUGUUAAAGUGUGUUGUUAUAUGGUGGGUAUUUAACAUUCACAAUGUAAUUCAACCAUGCACUGUCCUUUUUACAUGACCCAGUAUUGUUUUCAAACCUUUAGUUUCUACGGUUUCCCUGCAUUGUACAAUGACAUCAUGAAUGACCUGUAGAGAACAAGAAUAUUCAUUUUUGUCUUGAUGAAUUGAGACAGCUUGUACACUUUUGGUGAAAUAUGUGAAUUUAUAAAGAUUUUGUAUAUAUUUGUU